Molecule: messenger RNA, 2534 nt
Organism: Fopius arisanus
Lineage: Eukaryota; Metazoa; Arthropoda; Insecta; Hymenoptera; Braconidae
Product: poly(ADP-ribose) glycohydrolase
Exons: 6
Coding region: 284-2524 (746 amino acids)
Biological process (GO): carbohydrate metabolic process; ATP generation from poly-ADP-D-ribose; nucleotide-sugar metabolic process
Cellular component (GO): cytoplasm; nucleus
Molecular function (GO): poly(ADP-ribose) glycohydrolase activity
Source: RefSeq, a predicted model, not a curated record
UUUGAUCCCCUCUGCUGCGUUGUUUUUUCCGUAUUUUUGAGUGUUCCAAUACAAUGAACGCGUUUUUUAAAUUUUCCCACGAGUUCUCAAUUAAAUGACACCGUAAUUAGCUGAAAAAUGAAAAAUUCUCAUUAGUGUGAUAACCGGCAGUGAAAAAUAUUAUUUUCUAAUUAAAAAGAAGUCACUCGAUGAUUAGAGGUUAAAUUUAGAAUUGUUGAUAUUUACCAGAGGUCGAGUGAUCAUAUUUAUGAGAUUUUCAUGAAUAUUUACUGAAACACUGAUAAUGGCUGAGAGUUCAAUAUCCUUGGAAGAAGGCCCUUCGUCUCCAGACCUUUUUUCUGAUCCCGACACUCAAGAGGGCUCCAGCAUUCCCCAAUUAGAUGAAUCAUAUGCGAGUUCAGAUGGCAGAGAGCCAGAGCCUUCGGUGGACGAGCCCCAGUGGCGAGGAAUGAGUAUGGACGAGAUAAAUAAGGGCCAGAUGCCCUUCAGUUUCCACCAGCAUCCUCCAAUAAGUCCCUCAUCAACUCACACAGUAUUAAUUCGACUGCCCCUGGAUAAUCGAGGGCCACCAAGGCCUUAUCCAACUCGUUCAUCCGAUAAAUGGAGUGUUGGAUACGUCAGAAUGCCAAAUUCACCACAAAGUCUAUAUCCCAUCGACCACGGGGACGACAGACCUAGGGAAUUUCGACUGCGAUGGGAAGUCAUUCAGGAGUCGUUAUUGCAGAGUUUCGUUUCGAUUGCACAACUGGAGGCAGCAAUUCUCUCUUACAAUCACAAUUACGCUGAUCGAUGGGACUUCUGUGCCCUUCAUCAUUUUUUCUCUGAUAUUAUUGAUGAGGAGGAGGCUGAGAUAUUCUUCAGGACUCUUCUCCCGAAGAUGAUACAACUCGCUCUACAACUUCCAACUCUUCUCACUGGGCCGAUACCACUCUUGAAGAAACACACCAAUUGCUCAAUUAGCAUGAGUCAACUCCAGGUGGCAUCUCUCUUGGCCAAUGCCUUCUUCUGCACUUUUCCUAGACGUAACUCCAUGAAUCCUCAGUCUGAGUAUGCCAUGUAUCCUCAUAUCAACUUGAACAGUCUCUUUGCCUGUUACAAAGAGGAGAGGCCCAACAGGUCAGCAGCAGUUGCAGAAAAGCUCAAGUGUCUGUUUCAUUAUUUUCGACGAGUUACGACGACAGCUCCAGAAGGAACGAUAACAGUCCAACGUCGUUACAUCCCGAAAGAGGACUGCCCAAGGUGGGAUAGAUUGCACAAUUUAUUGCCAGCCCUACACAUCACCAGCAGUGGCACCAUUGAAGCUCAAGGAGCUGGACUCCUUCAGGUUGAUUUUGCUAAUAAAUAUGUUGGCGGUGGGGUAUUGAACUGGGGCUGUGUCCAGGAGGAAAUUCGAUUCGUCAUCUGUCCGGAGCUCAUGGUGACAAUGCUAAUUACGGAAGUGCUCGAUGACACUGAGGCCCUCGUUGUCACUGGGAUUGAGAGGUACAGCAAGUACCAGGGUUACAGCAGUAGUUUCAAAUGGAUUGGGGAUUUCGUGGAUGAAACACCGAGGGACACCAGUGGCAGACGCAAAACUUCUGUAGUUGCCAUCGAUGCUCUUUACUUCACACAGGCAGACGCACAAUUCAACAUGAAAAAUAUUAUUCGAGAGUUGAAUAAGGCUUAUGUUGGAUUCAGUGCACCUGAAAUGCGGAGGAACGAUCUCUCAGCGAUAGCCACUGGAAAUUGGGGUUGUGGGGCAUUUCGAGGGAAUCCUAAGCUCAAAGUACUGAUUCAAUUGAUGGCAGCUGCUGUGGCUGGACGCUCAAUGGUGUAUUUUACAUUUGGAGAUGCUGAACUGAGAGAUAGUGUCAGCGAAAUGUAUUGGCAUCUUCUCGAUCGCAGCAUUGACAUUUCUCGAUUAAUUUCACUUCUACGUCAGUACGAGGCAGAAUCCACAACAGAUCAUUCGGAUUUUUACCGUUUCUUAUUUAACCGAAGUAAGAUAAAACCCUUGACUAAUUAUUUCCCAGUUGUGAACCCCUCGAACGUUGAAAAUACAAACGACAAAAUCGUUAAUUCGACAAAGAGUUCGGUCCAGGGAAUAGUGGGGCCCAUCCAAAGAAAUAAAUUGUCGAAUGAGGAAGAAGAGGAGAUGAUUAGAAAUAUGUUAGAUGAAUAUGCUGAUGAUAAUUCUGAUGAACGUGGACAGGGCAACUGCUCCAAGACUGAAAUUAUUGAAUCUGUGGAGAGUCCAGAUCUUUCGAGAAAAAUUUCUGACUUUGAAACCGAGAAGGAGAAAUUGGACACAGAAUUAUUGAAGAAGACUGAAGGCUCAAAAAUACCACGAAUAUCACCGUUAGAUGAACUUGUAGGCAGCCAGGAAAUCCUUGAAGUGGUAGUGAUCCCACAGUCUCAGCCACUGGUGAAACACGAAACUCAUGCUAAUGAAAAAAAAUUAAAAUCCCCGAGUACGUGUUCGACAAUUGGGAAAGGCCAGAAAAAGAUAUCGGACUUCUUUGUAUUGAAAACAUCCUUGUUAUAAAAGUGAAGUA